UCUUCUUUCCCUUCUUUAUCUUUUUCAAUCAAUUGCAGCGGAUUUCUCUUUUCUUUCGAUCUACUAACUACUACUAUUAACUACUCUUACAUCCCUUUAUCUGCCACUAUUAUCAUUACUUCUACAAUUGUAAUUAUCAUAAACACAACACUCUCGAUAUUGAAAUGGAAGGGCCAGCAUGUAUCGGUUGUCAAAAGUCCAUUGAAGAAGGCUCAGUCAUUGCCUUCGGGGAAUCGUUAUUUCACAUUAAAUGUUUUGUUUGUGCAAAAUGUAAUGAAGCAGUAGAUUGUGAUUCAAAUUUACUAUUGUUGUCCAAUGGAAAACCCGUUUGUGAAAACUGUUCUUACUUAUGCCAUGCUUGUAAACAAGUGAUACGAGACGAAGCUAUUAUGACUGGAGACGAUGCUUAUCAUGCCGAAUGCUUUCAAUGUGUUUCUUGUAAGAAAAAAAUUGAAGACUUGGUGUUCACUCAGACAAGCAAAGGUAUACAUUGUACACCAUGCCAUGAAAAAAGGAAAGCAGAAAAACAAAGGAGACGAGAAGAACGAGAGAAGCGACUACAAUUAAAACAACAACAGAAACAAGUUAAAACAGACGCAAUUAACAUGAAUACUACUCAGCAGCAGCAGCAGCAGCAACAACAACAACAACAACAACAACAACAACAAGUACAGCAGGUCAACACAUCCAUAGCCCAGCCUUCCACUCCAGCUAUAGCGACAGAUCCUCCAACGCCAUCUCGUUCACGAAGCAGCUCAGUCGAUGAUACCAAUGGAAAAUACUUACCAAAGCCCUCUGCUACUACUAUAGCUUCCAUUAGUGCAACUACACCAAACUCACCUCCUUCGACCACGUCAGAUUAUAACAUUGCUGUCAACACGACACCUAAUAUAAAGUCUCCCAAUUCACCUCCUUUAUCUAUAAGUAGCCCCACUACUACCACAAACACUAUUUCUGCGGCCGCUGUUAACACUACUACAUCUGCUACAUCUGCUGCUCCUAUGCUAGAGCUAGAUUCAUUAAACUUGUCAUUCUUUGAUAAUGACUCAACUGACCUCGUUAACCUUACGAAAAAAUUAGGUGCUAACAUCUCUAUGGAUAUUUAUGGUAAUCACAUAGUCAAUGAUAACAGCAGCCAUAACAAUAACAGGCAGCAACAACAACAGCAACAACAACAGUCUUCUACUAUUAACUGUCAUAAUAAAACAACGGAAAAUAGGAUCACAAGAGCCUCGCAAUUAUUAGAGUCCUCAUUGGGCAUGAUGACUGAUUUCGUAGUAGAUGGGUUUCCUUCUCCACCGCCCAAAGAUUAUCAAAUCUCAACUCAUACUACGAAUGCUGCUGCUACUACCAAUCCAUCGCAAGACAGCAAGUCAUCGUUACCGCCAUCGACCUCUAUUUCCUCAGCAUCCUCACUUUCAUCAUCGGCUGACUCAGCUAUUUCCCCUGUUACCAUUACAAAUGGUAGUAUGAUCGGCAUCACUGCUGGCGCUGAUUCAAAUAACAUGUCAACAAAUACCAGCAACGUAGAAUCUAGUCUUCGUGUCGAACUUCAAUCUGCUCAAAUCAAGAUCCAAGCUCUGCAAACCAGCCACGAAAAGAUUAAGGAUGCUAGUCGAAAAGCGCUUGACGAACUUUCUCGAGCAAAAGAUGAAUUCACGAAAGAAGUACAACUUCGACAACAACAAGAGUAUCUUAUCCAUCAGCUCAAACACCAACUUCACAUUGCCUAUCAAUCCGAGCGUUUCACUCGCCCUGAACUUUCCGUUAUCACCAAGGAAGAAAUUGAACGCGUAGCACAUAUUCGCGUAGAACUCGACAAAACAUGCAACGAAUUGAAGAACUAUCGCAACUUACUGAUUCAGGAUAUCGACGCUUUAUCGGCAGAAAAAAGAUUUGAGGCUUUGAACAAGACACUGUCCAACUCUUUCAGAUUGGAACAAGAACAAUUACGCGCAGAGAUCAAACAAUUAGAGGACAUUCGUGACGACAUUUUACAUGAAAUGGUCAUGCUGAAUACAAAAAAUGCUGAAUUAACCGAGAUGAACAAUGAUUUAUCGCGACGUAUGUCGGAAAGGGAACGCGAAGCAGCGGCUGUGAUGGCAGGCACAUCCUUUUUAUAUAAUCACAACAAUAGCAAUCACCAACUUUUGGGUGUUUCCCCUACACCAAGUUUAUCUUCAGAAAUUCAUUCACCUUCCACCAUGAUGCAGCGUAAAUCUUCUGAAGCAAGCAUACGAAAUUUCCACCCACUUCAACAACAACAAACCAUAACGUCAGCAACAACAACAAGUACAACAGCAGCAGCAGCAGUAGCGACAGCAGCUACCACUACUAAUACUCCAAAAAUGUUCAAGUUGAAAAAGAAAGGCGGGAACAUGUUUUCUAAACUGAGUGGUAAAAGUAAAUCGUCCAACAGUGCUAAUACGAUAUCUGAAAAUGCAGCAGCAGCAGCUAUUAUGUACGGUGGCAACGGACAACAUCUUCAUCAGCAAUAUCUCAAUAGCAGUAGUACGAAUAUGCUGAUGAGCGGCAGUACCUUAAGUCUACCAACUGCCAAUAACAACAACAGCAGUGCAUCCUCAAAAGUUUCCCUAGAAAGUCAGCAACUACAACAACAGCAACACGGCUCUCACCUCUUUUUGCCCACUUCUUUUCUUAGACCUUCCACAAAAUGCGAUGCAUGUGGUGAUAAAAUGUGGGGGUUCGUUACAAACGAACUUAGAUGUCAGCACUGUCUAUACACUACUCAUGCACGUUGUCUAUCUUUUGUACCACAACUCUGUCAAGGCGGCAAUAGUAGUUUCGUACUCAACAGUGACUCGGUCUUUCAAUUACAACGACCUUCGAACGAGAGUAAUAGCUUACAUGAAGGUGUGGCUAUUACUACAGAUAUCGCGUCCUCGAAUUUAUCUUCAACCUCAACACCUGUCCACCCUUAUCAAACAAUGACAACAACGACAACAACUUCAGCAACCUCAGUAGCAGCACCAGCAAUGACACUCAAGUUGUUUGGAACUGAUUUAGUAGAACGUACUCAUUUUGAAUCAAGAACCAUUCCUUAUAUUAUUAAACAAUGUAUAAAAGCUGUAGAGAAACGGGGGAUGGAUUAUGAAGGUAUCUAUCGAAAAUCAGGUGGUGCAGCACAGAUCAGAACUAUUGUUCAAGCUUUCGAAAACAUGAAUCAUCAUACAACGACAACGACAACAGCAUCGGAUAAUGCUUCUUCAUCAUCAAACAAUAGCAACAAUGAUGAAUUAGUGCCACCAAUCAAUUUGGAAGAUGAUGAAGACAUCAAUGACAUCUGUGCGGUGACAAGUGUUUUGAAACAAUACUUUAGAGAUUUACCGAAUCCUUUAAUACCCUACAAUUUAUAUACCUUAUUUAUUGAUGCAGUUUCAAAACAUGGUGGCCAAAGUCAAAUAGACAAGUUCUCUGAAUUACUAUCUCAGUUACCUCAAGUCAAUUACGAUACUUUACAAGUCCUCAUUAAUCAUUUACAUCAAGUUCAGUCAAGACAUCAUGAAAAUUUGAUGACCAUCAAGAAUCUGGCUAUGGUGUUCGGUCCUACACUUUUAAGAGAUGAAGAAGCCAGUCGAGACUUGAUUGAUAUGAGUUUCAAAAAUGCAGUUGUGGAAGUUCUGAUUACUCAUGUGAAGGAACUUUUUACCAAAAGUCAAUAGUUAUUGUGCUUUACUAUCUUAUAAAUAUGUAAUAUCAUCUAACACCUUCCCAUGUCACACUCUUAUUCUACUUUCGAUCUUAAUAUAUAUAUAUAUAUAUUUUUACUCAUUUUACCUCAAUAUACCUUUAAUUGGCAAUAUAGUCAGUAGCAUACAAGCUUUCAUCUAUUGAGAUACACAACGAUCCUUAAAAGAAGCGUAGCACUUUAAAAAAUCCUUC
Mycotypha africana is the source of this 3903-nucleotide messenger RNA. RefSeq lists its product as uncharacterized. The record is from RefSeq and is a predicted model, not a curated record. Lineage: Eukaryota; Fungi; Mucoromycota; Mucoromycetes; Mucorales; Mycotyphaceae. Gene Ontology annotation, biological process: signal transduction. The transcript has 6 exons. Bases 165 to 3683 code for a protein of 1172 amino acids.